UGUUUCUCUGUAAUAAACACCAAAAGGGGAGGAGUUCCUCAUAUUUGCUCCAGGCUGUGCUCAGUUAAGCAGCUAGAGAGGUCAAAAAGCAGUUCCCCAGACAGGAGCCAUCAUUUGAGAUGCUUCCGUUGACUGGGAAAACAAUAAUAUUUGAUAGCUUUCCUGAUCCUUCAGAUACCUGGGAAAUAAUUGAGACUAUUGGCAAAGGAACAUAUGGAAAAGUUUUCAAAGUGUUAAAUAAGAAAAAUGGCAGCAAAGCAGCAGUCAAAAUUUUGGAUCCUGUUCAUGAUAUUGAUGAAGAAAUUGAAGCUGAAUACAACAUUUUGAAAGCUCUCUCUGAUCAUCCCAAUGUAGUCAAAUUCUACGGCAUGUAUUAUAAGAAAGAUGUGAAAAAUGGAGACCAGCUUUGGCUAGUUCUUGAGCUGUGCAAUGGUGGAUCUGUGACUGAUCUUGUGAAAGGAUUUCUGAAGAGAGGUGAAAGGAUGAAUGAACUUAUAAUUGCUUACAUUUUACGCGAAGCUCUGAUGGGACUUCAGCAUUUGCAUGAAAACAAAACUAUCCACCGCGAUAUUAAGGGAAAUAAUAUCCUUUUGACCACUGAAGGAGGAGUCAAGCUUGUGGAUUUUGGGGUGUCUGCUCAGCUGACCAGCACUCGUCUCCGUCGGAACACCUCCGUGGGCACCCCGUUCUGGAUGGCUCCAGAGGUGAUUGCCUGUGAGCAGCAGCUAGAUAGCUCCUAUGAUGCCAGAUGUGAUGCAUGGUCACUGGGUAUUACUGCAAUAGAGUUGGGAGAUGGAGAUCCACCCCUUGCUGAUUUGCACCCUAUGAGGGCACUCUUCAAAAUACCAAGGAAUCCUCCUCCAACACUACAGCAGCCUGAACUGUGGUCACCUGAAUUCAAUGACUUCAUUAAGAAGUGCUUGACUAAAGAUUAUGAGAAGCGUCCAACAGUGUCUAGUCUUUUGCAGCAUGAUUUUAUUAAGCAAAUUGAAGGAAAAGAAAACGUGCUACAAAGGCAACUCAUGGAAUUUAUUGAUGUUCAUCAACAAAUGGGAGUCACUGAAAAGGCAAG
Molecule: messenger RNA, 1072 nt
Organism: Pygoscelis adeliae (Adelie penguin)
Lineage: Eukaryota; Metazoa; Chordata; Aves; Sphenisciformes; Spheniscidae
Product: myosin-IIIa-like
Exons: 9
Biological process (GO): protein phosphorylation
Molecular function (GO): protein kinase activity; ATP binding
Source: RefSeq, a predicted model, not a curated record